AUGAUUUGUUUGGAGAAGCUCAAAGACGUAGCCUACGACGUCGAUGACAUACUAGACGAGUGGAGGACAGAAGCUCUCAGAUCACAAGCCGAUCGAGGCGACAGAGGAGGCUGUUUCAAUAAGACAAAUGUAAGAAAAUUCCUCUCGCUUCUUUCUUGCUUCAACUAUAUUCAGUUACGCCACGAUGUUGGGAAUAAGAUAAACGAUGCGUGGAGACGAUUAGAUGAUCUCGCUAAAGAAGUGACUAGUUUGGGCCUGAGAGUAGAUAGUGGCGAGAGGGAGAGAGCAGACGGCGAAGUGAGAAGGCAUGAAUUCAGAGAUAGAGAAAUGGGCUCCCAAGUAGAUAAAUCCUCCAUUGUUGGCAGAGAACAUGAAAAAGAUGAAAUCAUCAGGUUGCUGACAAAGGGGAGAUCAAGAGAGGUAAAAGAGGUGCCUGUCGUUAUUUCCAUCGUUGGUGUAGGGGGCUUAGGCAAGACCACGCUCGCCCAGCUCGCCUACAACGAUGAGGAAGUGAAGGGGCAUUUCAAUAUGAGAAUGUGGGUCUGUGUUUCAGAGGAUUUUGAUGUGAGCCGGAUUACAAAAUCAAUGAUAGAGUCUGCAACCGGGUCUACUUGUGGGCUGCUAGAUUUAGCCCCAUUGCAAGAUCGCCUCGGUGGUAUGUUGCACGAAAGCCGAUUCUUGCUUGUGCUUAAUGAUAUUUGGAGCAAUGAUGGUGAGAUUUGGGAUAAACUGAGACUUCCUUUCCAAGCUGGUGCAUUGGGGAGUCGAAACGUUGUAACCACUCGUAGAGAAGAUGUUGCAUGGGCGAUGGCAAACACCCACAUGCUAAGAUUGGGUGUUUUACCCAACGAGCAUUGCUGGUCAUUGUUCAGUCGUCGAGCUUUUGCACAUCGGAGCAUCGAAGAGCGUUCUGAGUUGGAAGAGAUUGGAUGGGGAAUUGUAAAGAAAUGCGGCGGUCUGCCUCUGGCAGCGAAGACAAUAGGGAGUGCCAUGUGCUCGAGAAGGACAAGAAGCAAGUGGGAGCUUGUCUUGGAAAAUGAAGCAUGGAAGUUAGUUUACAUCUUGGAAGGAAUUUUACCAGCUUCGUUACUCAGCUACUAUGACUUGCCUCCUGCUCAGAAGCACUGCUUCACCUAUUUCUCUAUCUUUCCGAAAGAUUGGGUGAUAGAGAAGGAUGUGAUAGUCAAGCUAUGA
Molecule: messenger RNA, 1194 nt
Organism: Magnolia sinica
Lineage: Eukaryota; Viridiplantae; Streptophyta; Magnoliopsida; Magnoliales; Magnoliaceae
Product: putative disease resistance protein RGA3
Exons: 1
Coding region: 1-1194 (397 amino acids)
Biological process (GO): defense response to other organism
Molecular function (GO): ADP binding
Source: RefSeq, a predicted model, not a curated record